Messenger RNA from Rubroshorea leprosula, 488 nucleotides. Lineage: Eukaryota; Viridiplantae; Streptophyta; Magnoliopsida; Malvales; Dipterocarpaceae. The record is from the annotation of a GenBank genome assembly.
CAACAAGCUGGGUGCGACCUGAUAACACAGUAUACCCUCUGAAGCAAUGUGUUGUUCGUGGAAGAUGAGUUUUCUCAUCUUAACUUUCUUAGCGCUUUCCUGUCUCAAUGACCGGUUUCCGUUCGCUCGAGCUCUUGCCGGUCCAAAUCCUAGCCCCCAAGUGGUUCCUCGGCGUCCAACUCCCACUACACCGCCUCCAUCCCGUUCGACCCCAGUUACUCCGCCUCUAGCUGAAUAUUACUUCACCGUGAAGGAGGCAAAUUUUACCAAAUUUUGCGUUGCUUCUUUCCCUUCCCUGUAUACUUCUCAUGCCCAAUAAAAAUUCUCCGUAUUUUUAAACAUUUGUGGAUGAACUGGAUGCAGGUGAAGGAGGCAAAUUUUACCAAAUUUUGUGAAACCAGGGCCAUUCUGACCAUAAACGGCAGCUAUCCUGGACCAGAGAUUCGGGUUCAGAGGGGACAGAGAGUGCGUGUUCAUGUCCUAAAUAA